UAACACCCUAAUCACAUUUAAUAUCAACUGUGUUUUUUUCCCCAUGCAGUUCUGUUUCUUCUUUCCACUCACAUUCACUUCAGAAUAAGUGAAAGCCAUGGGUAAAGCUUCAAUCACUCUCCCUUAUCCAUAGCAGAAAGCCAGGUCACAUGUCCGUGCGGGAAUAAUGGCUGCACAGGAACCAUCACCACCAUCUUCAUUAGAAGGCAACAAACCCGGAUUCCCCAAGAAAAUACUGGCCAACAAGCUUGAGGACAAGCAUUUGUGUAAUAUUUGUCAGAAAAUUUUAAGAAGGCCUUUCCAAGCCCAAUGUGGUCAUCGUUUCUGUUCAUACUGUUUUAACAAAACUGUGAGUUCUGGACCACAGAAAUGCAGUGCUUGUAUUAAAGAAGAGAUUUUUGAGGAACCAACAUCCAUUCUUAAACAAGGCUGUGCUUUUCCUGACAACGCAGCGAGAAGAGAGGUAGAGGCUCUAGCAGCGGUUUGUCUUAAUGAAGGCUGUUCUUGGACGGGCAGCAUUAAAGAAUACGAGCUUACCCACGAAGGAAAGUGUGACUAUAUGAUCAUCUCAUGUCCCUCCUGUAAAGAACUUCUCCGGGCUAAUGAGCUGGAACGGCACAAUGAGCGAGAAUGCCCGGAAAGAACAUUGAAUUGCAAAUACUGCAAAGAACCUUUUCAAUUUAAAGAUAUCAAGGCUCACGAUGAAAUAUGUCCAAAAUACCCAAUGAUAUGUGAAGGAUGUGCCAAGAAAAAGAUUCCCAGAGAAAAGUAUGUGGACCACAUCAAGCUCUGUACUAAAUUUAGAGCACCCUGCAGAUUUCAUGUGGUGGGCUGCGAUAUGUCA
Messenger RNA from Sardina pilchardus (European sardine), 844 nucleotides. Its product is annotated as TNF receptor-associated factor 2-like. The record is from RefSeq and is a predicted model, not a curated record. Gene Ontology annotation, molecular function: zinc ion binding; ubiquitin-protein transferase activity; tumor necrosis factor receptor binding. Gene Ontology annotation, biological process: tumor necrosis factor-mediated signaling pathway; protein K63-linked ubiquitination; positive regulation of canonical NF-kappaB signal transduction. Lineage: Eukaryota; Metazoa; Chordata; Actinopteri; Clupeiformes; Clupeidae. Gene Ontology annotation, cellular component: cytoplasmic side of plasma membrane.